This is a messenger RNA of Medicago truncatula (barrel medic), 2619 nucleotides long. Its product is annotated as putative receptor-like protein kinase At4g00960. Gene Ontology annotation, biological process: protein phosphorylation. Gene Ontology annotation, cellular component: plasma membrane. The transcript has 7 exons. NCBI's taxonomy places the organism in Eukaryota, Viridiplantae, Streptophyta, Magnoliopsida, Fabales, Fabaceae. Gene Ontology annotation, molecular function: protein serine/threonine kinase activity; ATP binding. The coding region runs from base 1 to 2004 and encodes 667 amino acids. The record is from RefSeq and is a predicted model, not a curated record.
AUGUCUUCAUUUCUUUGUUCUUUCCUUCUCAUAUUCAUUUUCACAUCUCAACUCACCACAGCCAACAUUAACAAUGAUAACAAAUUGCAAUACUUCUGUGAUCAAAAUAACGAUGGUGGUAACUACACAACCAACAGCACCUAUCACAAAAACCUUAACACCCUUCUAUCCACUCUCACUUCCAACAAAGAUAUCAACUACGGUUUCUAUAAUUCCUCUUAUGGAAUAAACACCGACAAAGUAAACGCUAUUGGACUUUGUAGAGGAGAUGUCAAACCCAAUGAUUGUCAAAAUUGCAUAAAGAAUUCAUCUGUCUUUCUAACACAACUUUGUCAAAAUCGAAAAGAGGCUAUUGGUUGGUAUGAUGAAGAUACAUGCAUGUUGCGUUACUCAUACCGUUCAAUAUUCGGUCUGAAUGAAACUAGACCUUUUUAUUUAGGAUGGAGUUUGAACAAUGCUACAAAUGAAGAUGAAUUUGAUAAAGUACUGAAAAAUUUAUUGGAUAAUUUAAGAAAUAGAGCUUCAUCAGGUGAUAGUGACCUUAAAUAUGCUGUUGGAAGUGAUGAGGUUGGUCAAAAUAAUAAUCAAACUAUAUAUGCUCUUGUUCAAUGCACACCUGAUUUGUCUAAAUCAUUGUGCGAUGAUUGUUUGGUAAAAUCUAUCAAAGCAAUCCCAAGAUGUUGUAACAACAGGUUGGGUGCUAGAAUUGUUAGACCAAGUUGUUAUUUGAGAUAUGAAACCGAUUCACUCUUCUAUCAACAAACACCAGAUCCACCCUCAUCAUUACAAGUGCCACCAUUCUCAACUCCUCCGUUUGCACAAAACACUUCCUCUCCAGGAAAAAGCAAUAAAAGUACUACUAUUGGCAUUGCUGUAGGAGUACCAAUUGCUCUUGUUCUUAUGGUCUUCAUUUUUAUCUGCAUUUAUAUAAGAGUGAGGGAGCCAGAUAAAAGGUUUGAAGAAGUUCAAGAAGAAGAAGACAAAAUUAAUAUUACUACCGAGCAACUGCAAUUCGACUUCAACACCAUGCGUAUUGCUACAAAUGAUUUCUCAGAUUCUAAUAAACUUGGAAAAGGAGGAUUUGGGUUUGUUUACAAAGGUAGGUUCUCCAACGGGCAAGAGGUUGCUGUCAAAAGGUUAUCAAUGAAUUCCGGACAAGGAGAUCUAGAGUUUAAGAAUGAAGUAUUUUUAGUGGCUAAACUUCAACACCGAAAUUUAGUAAGAUUACUCGGUUUCUGCCUAGAAGGAAGAGAAAGACUACUUAUAUAUGAGUUUGUUCAUAAUAAAAGUCUUGAUUACUUUAUUUUUGAUCAAGCAAAAAAAGCGCAAUUAAAUUGGGGAAGGCGCUACAAAAUCAUUUUAGGUAUUGCUCGAGGCAUUCUUUACCUUCACGAGGAUUCUCGACUACGUGUUAUUCAUCGUGAUCUCAAAGCAAGCAAUAUUCUCUUGGAUGAAGAGAUGAAUCCUAAGAUAGCUGAUUUUGGCAUGGCAAGGCUUUUUAGUAUUGACCAAACCCAGGAAAACACAAAUAGAAUUGUGGGAACUUAUGGAUAUAUGGCACCUGAGUAUGUAAUGCAAGGACAGUUUUCAGUAAAAUCCGAUGUCUUUAGUUUUGGUAUAUUGGUUUUAGAAAUUGUAAGUGGUGCAAAAAACAGUGGCAUUCGUGAUGGGGAGAAUACAGAAUAUCUCUCAAGCUUUGCAUGGAGAAAUUGGAAGGAAGGGACUGCAACAAAUAUCAUAGACUCGACAUUAAACAAUGAUUCACGAAAUGAAAUACUAAGAUGUAUCCAUAUUGGAUUACUUUGUGUUCAAGAGAAUGUAGCUAGCAGGCCAAGCAUGGCUUCUGUUGUAGUGAUGCUUAAUAGUGAUUCUGUUACUCUCCCAAUGCCUUUGGAACCUGCAUUUCAUAUGGAUUGGAGUGACUUUCAAGAUACGAACCCGCCAAGCUCAGCUCAAGAAUUAUCGGUCAACGGGGCCUCAAACACAGAGCUAUUUCCUUGCUAGCUGGAAUUUUAACCAUUGGAAUGACCGUGAUACCCAUAAUACAUAUAUAUUUCAUAGUGUUGUAAAUACCAGACCAGAUUGUAAUUAAAUAGUGGUUUUUAUUUUCUUUUUGUAUGUUGUCCGUUAGAACUGGUUGCUUUUUUUAACCCCUUUGAUGCUACUGUUGUUGUUGUUGUUACUGGUUCUACUUCUAUGUCUAUCAAUGUUAAGGUUUUGAAUUCCAUUGUUCAUGAUUUGGGUAACGAGGGUUCUUAAAAAGGAGGAUAAGGCUCUUAUUAUGAGCACUUUAGAUGGAUUUGAAGGUGAUGAUUCUUUGUUGAAUUGAAACAGUGAGGUUGAUGUGUGAGUCUUAUGAUUUUGUGUUCAGACCAGGCUUUGAAGAUCAAGAUACAGUUUCUGUUGAUAGUGUUUUGCUGUAACAAUUCCCUGAAAAUGUUGUAUUGUCAUAAGAUCUAAACCAAUACAACAAGCCAAGGAAGGAGAAGAAAUUCAAAGUUUUUCAACAAGAACAUCAAGAAGAAGAGAUGAAUACAACUUUUUCAAAUAUGAUUUUCUCUCUCAUUUUGGGAAAUCUCAUUUUGGAGUGGUUAGUUAGGUUGAUUGAUGCGAGAAAAA